Molecule: messenger RNA, 1348 nt
Organism: Sphaeramia orbicularis (orbiculate cardinalfish)
Lineage: Eukaryota; Metazoa; Chordata; Actinopteri; Kurtiformes; Apogonidae
Product: ADP-ribosylation factor-like protein 8A
Exons: 7
Coding region: 371-934 (187 amino acids)
Biological process (GO): protein transport; anterograde axonal transport
Cellular component (GO): lysosomal membrane
Molecular function (GO): GTPase activity; GTP binding
Source: RefSeq, a predicted model, not a curated record
GGAAAGUGAUUCGGAAGUAUUUCAUAACGCACUGACUUAAAUAUAGGAUUUAUUUUGAAAGUCUGCACCGGAAACGCUUUGGGUGAAUAUUUCAGUAUUGACAGAGGUGGAGGUGAAAGGCGUAGCUAGUAAACAUCCCUGAGGUGAAAACGGCCCCACAGCCCCGGGUUCAUUCCGCUUCAGCUCGGUUCUCCUCAGACCAGCCGGUGCCGUCCUUCGUCCCGUUCCCGUCGGAGACCGGUGCAGUGACUGUCAGUGUCCGAUAACCACUGUCGGGGCGUCAGAGCGCUAGCUAGCUAGCAUAGCCACCGAGCCGUAGCAGCACCGCAGCUAGCAUUAGCAUCAGCAUCAACCGGACGAGAAAACAAAGAUGAUAGCGCUCAUCAACAAACUGCUGGACUGGUUCAAGGCGCUGUUCUGGAAGGAGGAGAUGGAGCUGACCCUGGUGGGGCUGCAGUACUCCGGCAAGACCACCUUCGUCAAUGUGAUAGCGUCGGGUCAGUUCAGUGAAGACAUGAUUCCAACGGUUGGAUUCAACAUGAGGAAGAUCACCAAAGGAAACGUCACCAUCAAGCUGUGGGACAUCGGUGGACAGCCUCGCUUCAGGAGCAUGUGGGAGCGCUACUGUCGAGGCGUCAGCGCCAUUGUGUACAUGGUGGACGCAGCAGAUCCAGAGAAGAUCGAAGCCUCAAAGAACGAACUGCACAACCUACUGGACAAACCUCAGCUGCAGGGAAUCCCAGUUCUGGUCCUGGGGAAUAAGCGGGACCUUCCUGGAGCUCUGGAUGAGAAGGAACUGAUUGAACGCAUGAACCUGUCGGCCAUUCAGGACAGAGAGAUCUGCUGUUACUCCAUCUCCUGCAAAGAGAAAGACAACAUCGACAUCACACUCCAGUGGUUGAUCCAACACUCCAGGACAAAGAGGAGUUCCUGAGAACACAACAGGCCACGCCCACCACCCUAACCAACACUCCCUUAUUGUAAACCCCUCCCCUAUUUAACUCAGUAACAUUAACCCCGCCCCCUGCCCCGCCCCACCCCCCACUGGUACCAUUCCUGUCCCAGACUCCCUUGGACAUCCUCGUCCUGUUAAAUCCAUUAUUUGUGGACUAUUUAAAUCCGAGUCAGUAAAUAAACCGAAUGUUUUGGCUUUAGUUCGUCCUCUCAGACUGGAAACAACGACUGACGCUGUCACCAGUUUACAAACAAACAAACAAACAAACAAACAAUUAAAGCUGAACAGAAUGGUUUCAGUUGGACUUAAACCCACAGACAAUUAAAGACCAGACCAACCAACCAACCAACCAACCAACCAACCAACCAAGAGUUCCACAGAAGGUAUCAGUGU